CCCCCCUUAAAUUAAUGAUUACUAUUAGUACUAAUUAAAGAAGGAAAAAAGAAAAAGAAAGAAAAACCAAUGUAGUAGAGUAGUAGUAAUAAAUGGACGGACGUAUGAUUUCAAACUCAAAACACACAAAAAUCCAAUCCACCAACUCUCUCUUUUACUUUAAAAAUCUGUCUUUCAUUACCGUCAAGAAGGAAUCAAUCAGAAUACACAUUAUAAAACUGUCUCUGUAAAUUGGAAGUUUGAAUAUUUACUGAGAAAAAAAAAGAGUUUUAAUGUCAUUUUCAAAUCCCUUCCCCUUCCCGAUUUGGUUGAUUUAAUCUCAUUUUUCCCCCAUUGUUUAGCAGCACUGGAGGAUUACCGAUGAUUAUUAUUUACUCUUCUUCUACAUUUCUUAUAUACUACUAGUACUUAGUAAAACUGCAUUGGAAUUUUUGAAAUGUUCCAACUGGGUUUGAUAUGGAGAUGAAUAAGAAGAGCAUCAUCAUCAAUUUUAAUGGAGUCGGCGAGUGAUUCAUGAUGUUCCCCGCCCCUGCUGCCCACGAGAUCUAGUUCUUACUACUUCAACUUCUUCUUCUUCUUCUGCCGGCGGCCGCUGCCUCCUCCUCCGCCGUCGUCACACUCCCCGCUAGGGCUUUGCCCCUCGCUAUACGAAUUCAAAUCGUAUUAUCAUCGGCAUUUGGGAUUCUUCUCUUUUUGUUUCCAUGACUACCACCAAACGUGCUUAUAAGUUACAGGAAUUUGUAGCACAUUCAGAGAGUGUCAACUGUCUGAAGAUUGGGAGGAAGUCAUCAAGGGUACUGGUCACUGGUGGAGAAGAUCACAAAGUUAAUCUCUGGGCCAUUGGCAAGCCCAAUGCCAUUUUGAGCUUGUCGGGUCACUCCAGUGGGAUCGAUUCAGUUGGCUUUGAUUCUUCUGAAGUUUUGGUAGCUGCCGGAGCUGCUAGUGGUACCAUCAAGCUUUGGGAUCUAGAAGAAGCCAAGAUUGUCCGUACUUUGACGGGUCAUCGUUCAAAUUGCAUCUCUUUGGACUUCCAUCCUUUUGGAGAGUUCUUUGCAUCUGGCUCACUGGACACGAAUUUGAAAAUUUGGGAUAUCAGAAGGAAAGGUUGUAUCCACACUUACAAGGGUCACACUCGAGGAGUCAAUGCUAUAAGGUUUACACCGGAUGGCCGUUGGGUUGUCUCUGGCGGAGAGGACAAUACUGUCAAGCUAUGGGAUUUAACUGCCGGGAAGCUUUUGCACGAUUUUAAGUGCCAUGAUGGACAGAUUCAGUGCAUUGAUUUUCAUCCUCAUGAGUUUUUGCUGGCAACAGGUUCAUCAGAUAAAACUGUGAAAUUUUGGGACCUGGAGACUUUUGAACUGAUAGGGUCUUCUGGACCUGAGACCACUGGAGUGCGUUGCAUGACAUUUAAUCCUGAUGGUAAAACUCUUCUCUGUGGUUUGCACGAGAGCUUGAAGGUAUACUCAUGGGAACCCAUCCUAUGUCACGAUACAGUAGAUGUCGGGUGGUCUAAAUUGUCCGAUCUUAAUAUUCAUGAAGGGAAGCUUCUUGGAUGUUCUUAUAACCAGAGUUGUGUUGGUGUAUGGGUUGUAGAUAUCUCGCGCAUUGAGCCUUAUGCCAUGGGAAGCACAACUCGGUUAAAUGGGCAAUCAGAAUCCAAAACCAAUAUGAGCGGUAAUUUGUCUGUGCCAAGUGAAGAUGUGGUCAAGGCCAGUUUGGGCAGGUUGUCCAUUUCACAGAAUUCAGACCCUGUCCGAGAAAUUAAAUCUUCCAGCAGACUCUCUACUUCACAAAACUCAGACCUUAGUAAAGAAUCUAAAUCUUUCUCCUCCGCUGGAAGUGUACCUGGUACUCCUCAGAGAGUAAACCUUAGUAAUGGGCCAAAAGUUGCCCCCGUCAGUUCAGCAGUAGUUAUGAAUACAUCGACGACUAAGAAAAAUCCAGUGAAAGUCCAGUCCGUCACAAAUGCAUCAAUUUUCCAACGAUCUGAUGUGAUACCCAUUGUUGUACCACGAAAUAGCUUGAGGUUCGAUCAUGCUGCGGAAUCAAGGAAAGAAGGAAUAAUCGGAAGAACUAUGCCCUUGUCGUUGCAAUCAAAAGGAUCUGAUUCUCGCAUUUCUUCAAAUAAUAGAGAUGAUUCAGAGAGGUCAAUUGGUCCGUCACGGCCUGAAAUUGAGGUUCCAAAGGUUACUGAAUUGGGUACAGUUGCUGAAAGGAACAGCAUUGCUGUAGAUGAGACUCGUAUCCCAAAUAGUAUUAGUAGAGAAUCAAAUGUGGUUGAUGGUAAAAGAGGAGAUGAAAUUCGUGUAUCAAAUGUCAACAGAGAAUCAAGUGUGACUGAUGGUAAAAGAGCAGGAAGAACGCGUUCGAUCGUUGCCAAUUGGGAGAGGAAAGAUAGAAUUUCCUUUAAUGAUGGUCUUGCUUCCAGUGAUAUUCCCGUGACAAUACAUGUUCCAAAGACACAGCCACCAAGCAUGAGGAGCCAGCCUGUAUAUGCUGAAAAGGAGGAAGCCGUGUGUACUAGUGAGGAGGAUGUUAUUGAUGCCUUGAUGAAAAAUCAUGAUCAAUUUCUUGGAUCAAUGCACUCCCGUUUUGUUAAAUUACAGAUGAUCCGUAGUCACUGGCAAAGGCAUGAUAUUAAAGGUGCCCUUAGUACGAUGGAGAAAUUGGGGGAUCAUGGUGUGAUUGCUGAUAUGAUGAGCCUUAUGACGGAAAAAAUUGAUAUUGUGACGCUAGAUAUCUGCACGAGUCUCCUGCCACUUCUGAAUGUGCUUCUUGAGAGUAACAUGGAUAGACAUCAGAACAUCUCACUGGAUAUGCUUUUGAAGCUGGUCAGAUUGUUUGGGUCACUAAUUUAUUCUUCACUAUCUGCAUCUUCAUCUGUAGGAGUGGAUAUUGUGGCAGAGCAAAGGUUGGAGCGCUGCAACAUUUGCUUUAUCGAGCUUGAGAAAGUGAAACGUAGCUUGCCUAGCCUAUGCAGAAGAGGCGGUUCAGUUGCCAAGUCGGCGCACGAGCUAAACCUAGCACUUCAAGACGUUUCAUGAGGAACUAUAGUUAAUUGAAACUAGUUUAGUUGCAAAUAUUGGUUGAGAUAGCUAACAUCAGAGCUCUCAAGUCGCAGUGAUGUUCUUGUUCACGUGGUUUGUCCGAGCUUGAAGCCCUAUACAAUGGUCUGUCUACCAAAGUCGAGGGAAUUGACGAACUAAUUUAUUCAUUUAAACUAAACCGUCAUUUCUGAGGUAUGAACCACAACCUGCUUGAUUUCUUUCGGCUGCUUGAACAGAUACUGGGAAUCAUCAAACCUGGUGGAAUCAUGAGAUCUGCUUUCUUUUCCUAACACAUAAUCAACACUGCUAAUCCAGCGAUCCCUAGUUAUAGGCUAAGUGGGGGAACCCAAUUGUGUUGCUUAGUGUAAUUUGUAAUCUUGUAUUGGACAG
Oldenlandia corymbosa var. corymbosa is the source of this 3437-nucleotide messenger RNA. NCBI's taxonomy places the organism in Eukaryota, Viridiplantae, Streptophyta, Magnoliopsida, Gentianales, Rubiaceae. The record is from the annotation of a GenBank genome assembly.